Molecule: messenger RNA, 3098 nt
Organism: Xylaria bambusicola
Lineage: Eukaryota; Fungi; Ascomycota; Sordariomycetes; Xylariales; Xylariaceae
Exons: 3
Coding region: 297-2357 (686 amino acids)
Biological process (GO): long-chain fatty acid metabolic process; long-chain fatty-acyl-CoA metabolic process
Cellular component (GO): endoplasmic reticulum; lipid droplet; plasma membrane
Molecular function (GO): long-chain fatty acid-CoA ligase activity
Source: RefSeq, a predicted model, not a curated record
CAAUGGCCCGCGACUUGUAAAACCAUCCCAUCCGUCUCUCCCUCUUGACCUCACCUUCCGUCUGCCUGUCCAUCUGCCUACCUACAUACUUUACCUUUUCCCUACGUACUCCCUCUUCUAAUCAUCGACAUUAAGGCCGUUUUGACCAGCUUGUUAUCCUCACUACAGCAGCAUCAAAUCUCUAGUUAUCCGUAGAUAUAACCAUAGAGGCUCUCUACGUCACCCGCCUCCGAUAAUCAUUCCCUUCCCUUAAUCUGCCCUAAUCCCAUCACCACCACAACAAUAACAAUAACACCAUGCCACACCACGACUGGCAAGAGUCUAAACACAAAGAUGCCGCUCUGCAGCCCAAGAAAUCGGUGCGCGGCCCCUUCUCCGUCGAAUCCCCCGGCGCCCCCGAAGUCAAAGGCGAGACAAAGCCGCGACGGCAUCCUCUGGCCAUCCCCGACUUGAUCACGAAACCCGCCGACAACAUCUCCACUGCUUACGAACUUUUGCGUGUCAGCGUUGAGAAGUAUGGCAACGCUAACUGCAUGGGCUCUCGGCGCCUCAUCCGUACCCACCAGGAGACCAAGAAGGUCAAGAAAAUAGUCGACGGCAAGGAGCAGCAAGUUGACAAGGCUUGGACCUACUUUGAGCUGAGUCCAUAUGAAUACAUCACCUUCAACGACUAUGAAGAAUUAUGCCUCAACGUGGGUUCUGGUCUGAGGAAGCUGGGCAUGGCCAAAGGCGACAGAGUCCAUAUCUUUGCUGCCACUAGUGCUAACUGGUUGACCAUGUUCCACGCUGCUGCCUCUCAGUCCAUGUCCGUUGUCACUGCCUACGACACACUAGGUGAGGAGGGUUUGCGGCACUCUAUGGUAGCUACAGGUGCAAAGGCCGUCUUCCUCGAUCCUCAUUUGAUCCCAACGUUAGGCAACGUACUGAAGGAGGCGAAGGAAGUGCGCUACGUUAUAUGGAACAGCCAAAACCAGGUGAAACAAGACCACAUUAACAACCUCAAGAGUGCCUACAGCCACAUCACCGUCAUGAGCUCCAAGGAGCUUGAGAAACUCGGCAGGGAUAAUCCCUCAGAGCCUACCCCCCCUACUCCGGAAGAUCUCUGUUGCAUCAUGUACACCUCUGGGUCGACAGGUACACCUAAAGGUGUUCCUCUGAAGCACAAAGCCCUCGUAGCUGCAGUUGCCGGUGUCAGUGUAGUUGUUCAGCCUUACAUUGGUCCAGGUGAUGGUCUUCUAACAUACCUUCCCUUGGCUCAUAUUCUAGAACUUGUGUUCGAGAAUGCGUGCUUUUACUGGGGUGCAACCAUGGGUUACGGAAACCCGAAGACGCUAUCCGAUAACUCCGUUCGCAACUGCGCGGGUGAUAUCCGUGAAUUCAAACCAUCCGUUCUUGUUGGUGUGCCAGCAGUCUUUGAGACAGUGAAGAAGGGUAUCACUGCAAAGGUAGACGCUGGUGGCCCUGUCGUUCAGAACAUGUUCUGGGGUGCUCUUGGCUUGAAGAGUAGACUCAUGUCCAUGGGGCUUCCCGGCUCCGGCUUGCUUGACUCCGUUGUUUUCAAGAAGAUCAAGGAAGCCACGGGAGGGCGCCUCAAACUCUGCAUGAACGGUGGCGGACCCGUUUCCAAGGAGACGCAACGCUUCAUUUCGAUGGCCAUCGCACCCAUGAUUAUUGGUUACGGUCUUACCGAAACUACUGCCAUGGGUACCCUGAUGGAUCCCUGGGAAUGGUCUUCAGAAAGCAUUGGUGCUAUGCCCGGAUCUAUUGAGAUCAAGCUUGUGGACUUUCCCGAUGCCGGGUACUACGCUACAAACAAGCCUAACCCUCAGGGUGAGAUUUGGAUCCGCGGGCCUAGUGUUUUAGAAGAGUAUUACCAAAACCCGAAAGAAACUGAAGAGAACUUAUCCGAUGGAUGGUUCAAGACAGGUGACAUCGGCGAGUGGGAUAAGGAUGGCCAUUUGAAGAUUAUCGAUCGCAAGAAGAAUCUAAUCAAGACGCUGAACGGUGAAUAUAUCGCACUGGAGAAGCUUGAGUCUGUGUAUCGAUCCGCGACCGUGGUCGGCAAUAUCUGUGUUUAUGCAGACGAGAACAAGGCGAAGCCCAUUGCCAUCAUUGUCCCAGCUGAGCCAGGCUUGAAAAAGCUCGCGGCGGAUAAUGGCAUUCAAGGCAGCAGUUUGGAGGAGUUGGUUCACAGCAAGAAGUUGAAGAGCAUUGUGCUCAGAGAAUUGCAGAAUACGGGACGCGCUGGUGGUUUGUCUGGUAUCGAAAUUAUCGAGGGUGUUGCAUUAUCCGAUGAAGAAUGGACCCCACAGAACGUAAGUCACAUGUUGACCCUUCUCUCACCACUUGAGAAAUAAUUGUCAGCCGUCUAACAUGAUACAGGGUCUUGUAACGGCCGCCCAGAAGCUUAAUCGCAAGGCGAUCCUAAAUAAGUACAAGGAACAAGUGGAUGAGGCUUACGCCUCUUCUAGCUAGGCGCUGCGCGCAAGUUCGGCCACCUCGUAUGUAGCUCAAUGGGCCGUUGCUCAGCCUAUGGAGAUUGGAAGGUUGGUGCCGGUAAGUAUGAAUGUGUGGUAUUAGUAUCCUGUUGUUUCUAAUUACGUUACGGCGUCGAAUUAUUCAAUCACUGGGGUGAUCAGGGAGAGAGGCCUUUCGCUUGGAACGAGUAGACGCAGGUAAAGCGGCAGAAACUUAAGUAGUUCAUGUAUUUUUACGGCCUCUUUUUUUUUUUUCUUGUCUAAUAAUGAAAAUUCCCUUAUGAACAUAUGUUUUUGAAUGCCUUAUGGUCUAAUCUCGGGGUAUUGUAGAUAUAUUUGCUUUCAUUUAUAAUACUUAAUUGAAGUAUUUAUUUUCUGGAUAUGCUCGGGCAAGACGUGUAAACCUGCACUAGGGGCUUGAAUAAGGAUGAAUAAGUAGGUGACAUGACGUAAUAGAUCUGCAGAUAGAUACUUACCAUAAUACAUUAGAGUAUACCAGUGGGCAGGGUAAAUGUGGAGUUAAAUACCGACCGUUUGAUGCGCUAUGUGACUAACUUACAAUAUUUAGUUGUUACUUGCCGAUUUAGCUGUUACUUAGGUACUGUUUAUGAAAAGUGGUAA